Fragaria vesca subsp. vesca is the source of this 1143-nucleotide messenger RNA. RefSeq lists its product as uncharacterized. The transcript is spliced from 3 exons. Lineage: Eukaryota; Viridiplantae; Streptophyta; Magnoliopsida; Rosales; Rosaceae. The record is from RefSeq and is a predicted model, not a curated record. Bases 162 to 881 code for a protein of 239 amino acids.
UCUCUCUAAAAACCAGAGAGAGCCAGAAGAAGAAGACGAAGCACCAGAGCUGCGUUAGGGUUUCGAAAUCAGACUAGUAGGCGUGUAGGUAGAGAUUGAUUGAUGUGAAGCACAGGUGGUGGUUUGUGUUGGUUGAAGAAGAAGAAGACGACGACGGAGCAAUGGCAACAGCGCCGGUGAAGCCGCCGCUGCACAACUUCCCGCUAUCCUUCUUGAAAUGGGGGAGUAAGAACCACACCAACACCAACCACCGCUACCGCCGCCCCGUCUCCGCCGAGCCCGAGCCUUCCGCCGACGACGACCGCAACGAUUCCGAGUCUCCGCCGCAGCACCACCGCGUCGGAUCCCGCACCGCGCGCCACCGCUUCUCGCUCGCUUCCUGCUCCGAGAAGCUUCCGCAGAGAAACGAGAAAGCCAGCGAGGAGAGCGACGACGACGUUGACGACGACGCUAAGGCUGCCGCCGUCGCCGCGGUGGCUGCGGCCGAGGAGGCGGAGGUUCAGAAGCCGUGGAAUCUGAGGCCGAGGCGAGCACCGGUGACGAAGGCGAAUAACAACACCGGCGGCGAGGUGCAUGAGGCGGAGGGGACGAAGCAGAGCGAGCAGCCGGCGCCGAAGUCGAUGAGGCUGAGGGGGUUGGCGGCGGCGGCGGAAGGACCGAGCAUGGAGAAGAAGAAGGAGAAGAGGAAGUUCUGGAUCGCUUUGUCUAAGGAUGAAAUUGAAGAGGACAUAUUCAUCAUGACCGGGUCUCGACCCGCCCGGCGGCCCAAGAAGCGCCCCAAGAACGUCCAGAAGCAGCUCGAUAACUGCUUUCCGGGUUUGUGGCUGGUGGGGUUUACUGCUGAUGCUUAUCGCGGUUCCGAUUCUCCAACUAAGAAGUAGAAGAUUGUGUGGCUGCCCCUGUGGUGUGGAAACCUCGAUUUGAGGUAUAAUGUGCUGAAUUUUAAAGUAGAGGAACUGGAGUUACCUAUAGUAGUUGAAAAGAAGGUAUAUUAGGGGGGAAAGUUAUCUAAUUUCCUUGUUUUUAAUGUUUUUGGGUCUCAUUUUGUAUUGCUCGUAGGGGCAGGAUCCAGGGCCGCUUUAGUUGCUUUGCAUUCAAGUAGUUCUAGUAUGUAAAAAAUGGACGACUUAUAUAUAUGUAAAU